Neomonachus schauinslandi (Hawaiian monk seal) is the source of this 3509-nucleotide messenger RNA. It is a transcript of the gene TMX3, whose product is annotated as thioredoxin related transmembrane protein 3. Lineage: Eukaryota; Metazoa; Chordata; Mammalia; Carnivora; Phocidae. The transcript has 16 exons. Gene Ontology annotation, biological process: peptidyl-cysteine oxidation. Gene Ontology annotation, molecular function: protein disulfide isomerase activity. Gene Ontology annotation, cellular component: endoplasmic reticulum. The record is from RefSeq and is a predicted model, not a curated record. Bases 96 to 1457 code for a protein of 453 amino acids.
CGCGCCCACGGGCAGCUUCCCUUUCCAGGAGCGCAAGCAGCAGCCGCCGGUGUCUGGUUCUUUUCCGUGGCUUUUGCAGCUCUUCUGCAGCAAGCAUGGCAGCUGGGAGACGCGGCGCCGGCCUGCGGCUCUGCGCCACAGUUUUUUUACUUGAUAUGGCUUUCUGUAAAGGAUUUGUAGAAGAUUUAGAUGAAUCGUUUAAAGACAAUCGGAAAGAUGACAUUUGGCUUGUAGAUUUUUAUGCACCAUGGUGUGGCCAUUGUAAAAAACUGGAACCGAUUUGGAAUGAAGUUGGUCUUGAGAUGAAAAGUAUUGGUUCUCCAGUUAAAGUUGGAAAGAUGGACGCUACCUCCUAUUCCAGCAUUGCUUCAGAGUUUGGAGUUCGAGGUUAUCCAACAAUUAAGCUAUUAAAGGGGGACUUGGCAUAUAAUUACAGAGGACCACGAACUAAAGAUGAUAUUAUUGAGUUUGCUCACAGAGUGUCUGGCGCUCUAAUUCGGCCACUUCCAAGUCAGCAAAUGUUUGAACAUAUGCAAAAGAGACAUCGUGUAUUUUUUGUUUACAUAGGUGGAGAGUCGCCUUUGAAGGAGAAAUACAUAGAUGCUGCUUCAGAAUUAAUUGUAUAUACAUAUUUCUUUUCUGCCUCAGAAGAAGUGGUUCCUGAGUAUGUGACACUGAAGGAGAUGCCUGCUGUGCUUGUUUUCAAAGAUGAAACUUACUUUGUUUAUGAUGAGUAUGAGGAUGGUGAUCUGUCAUCUUGGAUCAACAGGGAGAGGUUUCAGAACUACCUUACUAUGGAUGGCUUCCUCUUGUAUGAACUUGGAGACACCGGAAAGCUUGUGGCUCUUGCAGUUAUUGAUGAGAAAAAUACAUCAAUUGAACAUACCAGAUUAAAGUCAAUUAUUCAGGAAGUUGCUAGAGAUUACAGAGACCAGUUCCACAGGGAUUUUCAGUUUGGCCAUAUGGAUGGAAAUGACUAUAUAAAUACCUUGCUGAUGGAUGAACUGAAAGUCCCAACUGUGGUUGUACUGAAUACUUCAAACCAACAAUACUUUUUACUAGAUAGACAGAUCAAGAAUACCGAGGACAUGGUGCAGUUCAUUAAUAACAUCUUGGAUGGCACAGUAGAGGCCCAAGGAGGUGAUAGCAUUUUGCAGAGAUUGAAAAGAAUAGCAUUUGAUGCCAAAUCUACUAUUGUGUCUGUCUUCAAGAGCUCUCCACUUAUGGGCUGCUUUCUCUUUGGCCUUCCACUGGGGGUCAUCAGUAUCAUGUGCUAUGGCAUUUACACAGCUGACACAGAUGGGGGUUACGUAGAGGAACGGUACGAAGUAUCCGCAAGUGAAGUUGAAAGCCAGGAACCAACAGAAGAGAGCAAAGAACAGGAGCCAAGGGGUGGAGACGUCCUGGUGCCUACAGUGCAAGGACCCAAAGAUGUAUUGGAGAAGAAGAAAGAUUGAGAUUUUGCUAGGGCAGAAUAUUUGAUAGGAUUUCAGAUUAUUAAAGAGUCUAUUUAUUGAAUUUAGACAUUUAAUCAUGAUCUUUAAAAAAGAGAAUAUGUUAUUUGUAUUUUGCUAAUAUCAACUUGCAUGGAUUAAAGUAGGCCUUCAUAAAUGGGGAAAUGUUUGGAGCAAAGAGAUGAAAUGUUUGUCCUAAAAAAUAUCAAGACACUCCAUCAGAGUUCACCUUAUGGAUGUUAUAGCAGAUCAGUUCUCUUGCAUGUUUCUCUAUCUGAGUAUUCUGUGACACAAUUAAAAUUCUUGGGCAGAAUAUUUAAAUUGGUCAAUCAGGUAGAAGAUACAUGCUUGAUAAAGAAAAACAAUACCUUCACCUCCUACCAUUCAUUUGUUCUCGUAUAUUUUAGGUAAGAUUUACAUGGGCAAAAUUAAGUCUUUAAAAUUUAGGCACUUUAAGGAGAACUAACAACUUUUUCCGUGGAUGAAAUUAAGAUUAUGACUUAGAAACAAUUUGGUUUUAUAUAGCAUAGCAAUUUUAUUUUUAGUUAUUACUUUUAAAGGAGAGAAAAUGUUCCUUUUUAACUUUACACUCAGUUACAUUAUUGAAAAUUUCAUAUGGGUCUGUAGAGUGGUAAAAAACAGUCUUAUGUUUAAUCUUUGCAAAAUAAAUGGAUUUGAUUGGAACACUCAUUUCAAACCAUGCCCUGGGACAUGCUUAGCAAGUGCCUCAGUGGUCACUGUAGGAAGGGGCGGGUCUCUGUUUUAUAUAUUGGAAUUUCUUCUAAAAAUUUCCUUUGAGAAAAAGCUCCUACUGCUUUUUAAAAAGUAAUAUAUAUCAUAUUUUUUAUGUUUAUGGUAUGGCAACGUUAUGGUAACUUAUGAUAUGGGUGUAUCUGUGUGUAUAAUAUACACACACAUGCACAGGAUAUUUACAUAUACAUAUAAAAUUUAUUGACAUGUCUGUUAUGUAAUUUUAUGGGCAUGUGUAUGUUCAUAAUGAGUAAUGAGUGACAUAAUCAACCUGUCAACAAAAUUUAUGAUAAUCCAGUGAUUAAGAGAUCUGCCAGUUACCUUCUCCAUCCUCUCAGUUCUGACUCCCAUUUCAGCCAGUGACCUCUCAUCUUCUCUCUCUAAUAAUAUAACAUAGGAAUUCUAUCCUGAGUAAUGUAUAAAAAUUGGCAUUGUUUUAAGCAACAUUAUGGUGUGUUUAUUGUAGAUUAUUUUUGAGCCCUUCAUUGUAACUAAGUUUAGGAUUUUUAUUAGAUGACCAUUGUUUGGGUGAUGAUUAGAAUGGUUUUUGUUAAACACUGAAAAAUUCUUAAUCACUUUAAAAAUAUGCAACUCAUGGUCCUGAUAUUGAAGUUGUUUAGGGCUUUGGUCCUCAAAGCAGCUGUUGGUUACUUCUGGUGCCAUGCUGAUCACAGCUAAACUGAAGCUUGUAUCUAAGUACUAGGAAGUUACUAGCAAUUGUUUUAUUGUAUCCAUGUGCUCUUUUAGCAUAUUGUAAUUAAAUGCUAUUAAUUUAACAAGUAGAUUCCUCUCCAAAGAGUAAUGAGGGGUUCUUUUGGAAGAUAAAUAUUAAUGUUCCCAGUGGUCAAGCUUGUUUUGCAGCAGUGAAAAAAAGCUUAGGUGAGUACAAUGCCUCACUCGAGUCUAAUCUAGUAUGGAAGGUAAAGCUUAGUCUCCAUCAGGGACAGUAGGAAAUUAUAGAAAAUGUCAUGGUUUUCUUCUUCAUGUUUAUCAUUAUCAGAUGUCCUUCAUCUGCACAUUUUUGGCCUUUCUCAGGCAUCACUUAUAAAUGAAAGAACUCAGUAGAGAAAGAAAAAAAAGUAAAAACUCAGUAUGUAUCAACAAACAAAAGUCCAGCCAUCUUUGUAUUCUGAGAUUUGCUUGUUAGUAAAUUAAUGCCUUAGUUCUUUGUUACCUUUUUCACAGCUCUCUACGUUGCCCCAUAUCCUAUUUGUGUUUCCAAAGUGUCUAUUAGGAAAACAAAAUGUGUAGUUGGUUUAUAAGUGAAUAAUUUUCUUUCUUUUUGCAUUAGAAUUUUGUUUUUUA